AUGUCCGUGCUGAGUUGGACGGCCCUUCGCGGGCACUCGGAGUGGAUAGAGAACUGCAGCUUCUCGCCGGACGGCCGGCUUUUGGCGACGUCGUCGGGCGACGAGACGGUCCGACUGUGGGACCUGACGAAACCAGGGUACCCGGCAGUCGCCGUCCUCUCUCACCCGGACUCGAACGCCGUCUGGAGUUGCGAUUUCAGUCGAGACGGUCGCCUCUUGUGCACCUGUACCGACUCCGGCGGGGUCCACGUCUGGAAGAUGCCGCCGAGAGACAGAGAAGGAAACCUGAAGACCACAGAAGGGCACCUUGUGAGGAGCUUCUGUAGCAAGGAUGCGCACGGCUUCCCGACGUCGCUGUACAGGUGUAGGUUCUCGCCCUGCUUUAACUACCUGGCGGCGUGCGGCGUGGAUAGGACCAUCAAGAUCUGGUGUUGGCGGGAGUACGACGUGUUUCAGGCGACACUGGUGGGCCAUAAGAACUCCGUAGAAGAUCUCGCCUUCGCUCCUGACCCGGACUCUCCUCUCCCCAACUUCCAGAUCGCGUCCUGUUCUCGCGACAGGACCACGAGACUCUGGACGGGCCGAGUUGGCGGCAACGACCUUCAGUGCAAAAUCCUCGAAGGCAAAGGUGGUCCAAAAUGGGCGCUCGCUGUCAGCUUCUCUCCGGACGGCAGUCUCCUGGCCACGUGCUGCUCUGACGGGACCGUGCAGAUCUGGUGCACCCGGACGCUGACGGAGCCUCGCGUUCUCACCGGGCACACCUCCACCGUCUGGUCGGGCAGCUUCCUCCACACCUCGGCCGCCGACAGGCUCGUCCUCGCCACCUGCUCCAGCGACAGGACCGUGCGGCUGUGGGACCCCGUCUCGGGAAGACAGCUCCUGCAGGCCGGGAAGGUGACGAGCGGCGCCGCUGCCGACCCUGACCUGGAGGAACUGUUCUGCUGCAGGCUGUCCCCGGAUGGCAGGCUAUUGGCCUGCUGUGCGAACGACAAUAACGUCUACCUUGCGAACAUAGACGGGAAGUUUUAG
Branchiostoma belcheri (Belcher's lancelet) is the source of this 1029-nucleotide messenger RNA. RefSeq lists its product as uncharacterized. The record is from RefSeq and is a predicted model, not a curated record. NCBI's taxonomy places the organism in Eukaryota, Metazoa, Chordata, Leptocardii, Amphioxiformes, Branchiostomatidae. Bases 1 to 1029 code for a protein of 342 amino acids. Gene Ontology annotation, molecular function: protein binding. The transcript has 2 exons.